GGUGCUGGGCGGGAAGGCAAGUCGUGGCGGCGGCGGCGGCGGCGGCGGGCGCAGCAGCGACGGCGGCGGCGGCGGGGCCCGCAGGAGCGGCGGUGCUGUCAGUUAGGCCGUCGGAGAAAUGGGAGACCCGGGGUCGGAGAUGAUAGAAUCUGUCCCUCCAGCUGGGCCCGAGGCGUCUGAGGCAACGACGGAUGAAAACGAAGAUGACAUUCAGUUUGUUAGCGAAGGACCAUUAAGACCUGUUCUUGAAUACAUUGAUCUGGUCAGCAGUGAUGAUGAAGAGCCUAGCACAUCUCGUAGUGAUAGAAUGCCUGAGUCUAAGGUGCCAUCCUCUGAGAAUCAUCGCCCAGAAAUGUGCUCUAGCUGCAGUGUUCCUCUUCCCAUUGGAGACAGCAGCUCCUCCUCUGGGAGUUGCACCAGCAGUCCACAGAGGAUAGUUUCUCAACCUUCUUCUGUUGAGAACCCAUUGGAGAACCAGAAAAAUGAUCAAAAUAAUUCAGAUAUUAAGAUCUCUGAGACAGAGACCCUUAAACCAUCACAAAAUUAUCAGACUUUGCCUUCAUCUCCAGUUCUGGUCCCCCAAGAAUCCUUGGCCUCUUCAGAGGUCAAGGAGGAUUUACCUAUAGAGUCUUCUUCAGCUUCACAGCACGGACAGGAUGCCAUCCUUUAUCUUCAGACACAAGUGGCUGAGAUGUCCCGAGUGAUACGUGAUCUGCAGUCUAGGAGCUGUUUUAGAUUUCAUCAUUCUAGGCCAAGUGAGAACUCCUCAGUGCCGUGGGACAUCUCCACCUCCAAGGAUGAAAAUUUAUCCACAGUUGAUGAAGAAGCUGACUGCAAAUCUCCCUCAGCUGAUGACAAAGGGCAGCCAACUGACCCCAGUCAGUCUAGUUUCACAGGUCUUUUGAAAAGAAUGGAACAGAGAGGUGUUAUAAAGAGAGUAACAUUACAGUCUGAAGCAGAAUCGUGUGAAGGAAAACCUGAUUAUGUGACCUCUAAGAAACGUUUGGUUCCUCCAUUGCAUCCGCUUCUGAGAAUUGCCACUACUGAGGUUUUUAAAGACCCUGCUGAUUGCCAUCCUUCCUCCUUCAUGGGGCACAGGGUAUAUCCUGUAGCCAAGGAUACCUCUCCUUUCCAACCAAAUCCACCAGCUGAGGGCCCUAUUGUAGAAGCAUUAGAGCACAGCAAAAGAGGAAGCACAACAUCUCCUCUAGAUUCUACCUCAAAAGAAAUGGAGGUCAUGGGUUGUAGAUUUUACCAUGCCGCUUCCAUUGCAGCCCGAGCUGCUAGCUACAUGGCCUAUAUGACUCAAUAUCAGCGUAAACUCUGGGAAGAUAUGGAGGAUCUGGUUCAUGACCCAGAGUUUGAUCGUGGAAAAGCAAGAUGUAUAAUAUCUGAUGGUAUGGAUGCAGGCCUUUGGCAGCUUUGUACUACUAGGGAUAUAAUGGAUUCCGUAGUGAGAGUUAUGGCAAUGGCAAUAGACUACAGAAGACAAGCCUGGCUCCGACUUACAUCUCUCACUAAGAAAACCCAGGAAAAGAUCUCACAUUUGCCCUUUGAUGGUACUUCCCUUUUUGGGCAAGAUGUGAAUGCUGUUGUUGCAGAAGAAAACAGUAUUAAAGAAAAUGACUAUAGAGACCACAACAAAUACUAUAACCAACAUCGAUACUUUUACAGUCAUGAUCAGAAAGCACAUUAUCACAAUAGAGGAUAUUCCAAAGGAGAUUGGUACAAACCUCGAAAUCAUCCCUAUAGAUACAGAAAAAAGGGAGAAUCUCCAGAACGCCACGGGUACAAGAAUUAAUAACCUGUUUGCGUUCACCAGUAUAGUCCUCCAAGAGCCUAACUAUUUUACUUGCUACUUCCACUCAAAACAGGAUCUGCAGGUAGGAGGUCACCUCAGAAACUGAUGCAUGUCUGGAAUUAUCACAACUAACAUUUAAAUUCUAGACUUUUCAAAGAAGUUAUAAUAAAGAGACUCGUGUUUUAUUGGCCAUGUGAGCAAUAGAGACUUUCAUCUAAGUAGGUUUGGACAAAGGUUUACCCAUUAUUUCUGGUUCGAAAUAAGUUCAGAGGAUGGUACUCAGGAAUCUGAAUCCUCUUGUGAUUAAAGAAAAAUAUAAAGAUUUAUUCCUCAGGAAAAUCUUACUGGUAAACUGAGGACUAGUAGAUUUGGGGUCUGGAAAUAACCUACUAUUAGAUCUUUGUUUACUAAUACCAGAGGCAGAUCCUUCGUUUUUAGGUCAUCAGUGCUUCCUUGUUCAGGCUUCAGCUUGUCAGAUCUUCACAAAAUGACAAGUCUGUUGUACUCUGUUUAUGUCAGGAUGAUCAACUCAGCAAGAGUCCAUACUACUCUCAAGCUCUCUGAGACUUCAGAAUCAACCAUGAGCUGUGUGCCAAGAACUGGAAUACAAAUCAAAUUUUGCUAAAACCAGUUUGCUUCCAGUGGGAUGGCUAGAUGUUAUAGGUCUACUGUGGAGAUACCAACUGGAAGAAGACUUUCCUACCUAUAACAUCUCUAGAAAUUUUCACAAUAACUAUCUUUAUCAAGCCUGAUGACUACCUUGUCAUUAUCACUCAGAGUUACAUGUGAGAGAAUUCUUUGUUAUCAUCACAUCUAAGUCUUUUUCUUAUCAAGCUCUCAUAAUAAGAAGCUGUGAGACCCAGUCAUGGUGUUCUUUCAGGAUAUUCUGGGCCUUUUAUCAAGAUGACCUUCUUAAACAAACCUACCUUCUAAACAGUUAACUUUUUUGAGCUUGAUAAUGCAUCACUCUAAACACAAAAAAGAUAUGUACAUUAAUGCCCUGGAUAUAAAAGAUGUUAUACCAUCCAGGCAUGCAAAUCUGAACUCUUAGAAGAGAAUUCCAAACAUGCCUGACAAUCUGGUCCUCAUAAAAUAAAGAAAGAGGAGUGCCAUCAAACUAGAUGAUACUGAGAAUCUUUAAGUGUUAAACUGUGAAUGUCAUAAAGAGAACAUCUCACACAGCUCUGUUUCAGGAUAUCUUUAAAUGAUAUCCACUAGAAAUUUCUUUAAAAAGUCUGAAAUCAAGACUUCAAUGACAUGUUCUUGGUUUAUUGGUCCCUUAAUCUAGUCAGACUCUUUCACGAGAGACAAUUUACCUUUUUGCUCCCAGUUGGUUCCAUUAAUAGUUCUUCACAAUUCUGGAACUGGCAGCAGAUACCUCAAUUGUAUAUCCCACAGUAUCUUUUUAAUCUCAAGGCAGUGGCUGUACAGUAUACCAGCCCUUAGAUCCUCGUUUUUGUAGUGUGACUUCAGAAAUGGAGAAGGUGUCAAGUUUGAGAGGUCUGAAUACAUCAUGUAGUAUUUGCUUGGCAGCCAAAAAAAAAUUUUUUUUUAUCAACAGACUUAAAAUUUUGUAACUUGGUUUGUCAACAUCUGCGUUUUUUUCAUCUGCUUGAUCAAAAUAUUUUGGUCUACUGUUAGUGGAAUAUAACACACUGUUUUAGAAUUCAUGUGGUUUCUAUCUCUUGCCAUAGUUCUUGUACAGUGGUAAUUGACGUUUUCCCUAGUCCCCUACUUUUUGAUAGCUGAAACUCUUCUCCAUCCAUUGUAACUAUAUUUAGCACCCUUUUUACUACUUUUCUUCCUGUUUGUGCUAGAAAUUGAGACGCAAAGACCCCUACUUAGAAGAAGCUAUUUUAUUUUGUCAGAUAAUUUCAGAGUACUGCAGUGGUCCUAUGUGUAGAUUAAAGCAUAAACAACAGUCCUGAUAGAGGAAAUCAUCUUGCAAAUUUGGUCAAGUUAUAUCUAGAGUUAAUACUUACCUUUUAUUUUUGUAUAUUUCCACAGUGUUAUACUUCUGCUUUUUUUUAGGUCCAUGCCAGUGCUGUAGAAACUCUUUCAAAUUGAACUCUAGAAGAGCAUUAAUGAACUACCUGAAAAGAAACAAGGGCCUAAAAAUAUUAUAGAAGGAUUUUUAUAGUUUACAAUACAUAUCACAUCAGUCAAGCAGUCUCAUGUGCCCUUGAUGUGGCACUGUAGUUACUUUUAGGAAAGGACUAGUCACAGGUGAACUUAAUUGGAGAGGGACCUUGGAAUUCUUCUAUAUGGCUGCACAAAGCCGUUACUAGUUAGCUAAGGCUACUUUAGACUGCUCCCACUUUUCCAUUUCUUCCCUUUCCUUCCCGGAUUAGAUACUGGGUUACAAAUGUGAGAUUUUUGAGGUACUCUUAUUUUCCAAAAUUCAAACCAAAAUAAAUGAUGCUUGAAGAUGUAAUUCUCUGAAACUGCUUUGGCACUUCCACUUAACAGCUCCUCCUUUUAAACUUUUUAUUUUUAGUUGUCAGGAAAAUGAAAACAUAAAGUUCACCACCUUAACUAUUUUUAAGUGUACAGUUCACUAGUGUUUUUUAUAUUUACAUUGUGUAAUUCCUCUAAAAUAUUUAUAAAACAAUGUUUGCUAUUCCCUUCAUCUUGUGUUAUUUAUGUUGCUCAGUAAUAAAUAUUGCUUUACCACUCUAAUUGAUAAGCUCAAGCAUCUCCAGAGAAUUUUCUAAAAGUGGAAAGAUACUGAAUUAUCAAAUUGUUGAUCGAGUAGUAGGUAACUUCUGAAAGGAACCUGGCAGUUGAGUGGGGACUGUCAGAAUGUAGUAGAAUGGGAACAGCUUUUAGCUGUAGCCAGUGUCUUGAUCGCAGAGGAAGCAGUAUCCUUACUUAACCUGUUUGUUGAUUUUAAAAUCUUUCUCUGGCAUACUUGAAUGAUGAUAGUGUUAUAAAACUAAAAAUAGGGAUUUGAUCUAGGGGGUUGAUCUACUGCAACCCCAGUAGCAUAUGGAGCUCACAAUUAGAUAAUAAGUUUUCAUAUUGUACCUGCCAUAGAAUUCUCCAUGGGUGAACCUUGGAUGUUUAAAUCUCUAGAUUUUCCUAGGAAGUUUUGGUAUAAUUGCAAAUUUAAUGAUUUGGUAUUCUCAAUGGGGAUGCAUCUAAUCCUUUUUCUUCAAAAUGUUAUUUCUUGACUAGACGUAAAAUGUAUAUGAAGAUAAUAUGAUUUCUUGCAUUUACUGUGUACAGAGAAACUGUUUCCAUUGUUAUAUGAAGUGCCUUUUUAAAUUUCACCCUAUUGUUUAAAACUUAACAUUUUGAUGUCUUGCAUAUGUUGCUGGUGAUAUUUAUGUGAGUUCUGUACAGUGAGUUUUUUAAAUCUUGUAGUUUAUUCAUCAUCUGUACAAUUGCACUAUCUAAAUGUACUCUCCUUCUGAAUGUUAAUUUGUUUUCUUUAUAGCACUGUUAAUCCAUUUCAGAAGGUUCUAGAGUAUGCCCUUCCCCUUUAUUUAAAUAACUUCACAGUAGUUCUUUUUAGUUACUAGUGAUUGGCUCAGUUUCCUGGGCAUUAAGGCAGCUUUGUUUUCUGUCUGCACAUUCUGGGUUUUCUGAUUGAGUCAUUUGUCUCCUAUCUAACCUUGUUCUAAGCCAUGAUAACACAGCUUCUAUUGAUAAGUGGAUGUGUUUACUUGGUGAGAAGAAACAAGGACAUUAAGAAAAGUAAAUUUGCUGACACUUUAUUUUUUUUAGACAGUGUAACAGCUUCCUUAUCGCUGUGUAAUUGCAUUUAAAUUUUUUUUAACUGUGUGGCAGCUUCUUUAGAAUUCCAUUUAUUUACUUAGCCCUCAAAAUGAUAUUUUGAGGGGAACAUAAACUGUUUCAGGAUACUUGGAUACUAUUUAGUAUAUUACAUUAGUACUAUGCUAAUAAUUUACUGAAUGAUACCUAAGUGACCUGAUUGAUAAUGUCCUUAAGGGCCCAAUACAUCAGGAUAACCUCUCAGGUACUAAAAAUGAGGAGGUUGGAAUAGACACAUUCCAGAAUCCCUUCUAGUGAUAAAAUUGGAUACAGAGUUAAAUGACAUGGAUGAACAGAGUUAAAUGCCACAUUCACUAUUCUUGAGGAUAUAAUUUACUGGGAUUCUGAUGAAGGUUAGAAAUUAUGGACUAGAUCUUUGUAGAAAUAGUUUAAAGAUUGCAAUAACUAAAAAGUUUUGUUUUUAACAUGAGGCAUAUUUUGCCCCAGACUUGCACUGUUUUAAGUUUCCUUGUCUUUUGAAAUUUACCAUUCUUAAUGUUAGUGGCUAGUCCAAUAAUUGGUCGUGAUAUCUGUGUGCAUCUUAUGCAUGUCAUUCAGUUGACCAGGUUCAUUCUAUAUAGUUGUCAUUUGUGGAUAUAGAAACCAAUCAAUUCCUCUGUCUUUUGCUUAAGAAAAUAUACAGGUGGAAGUUACUAUUUGACUGAUGAUGAUCACUAUUGAAUGCAAAUCUUUUAGUUAUUUUUCCAGAAGUAACAAGUUUUGUAAGCCAUCAAAAUAUUCUUUUAUGGAAUUUCCCUUCCUGGAUGAAUGAUGAGAAUAUUGUUUUAUUAAAUCUUUUUUUCUCUUAUUGAUUACUGGGAUAAUAUUUUUGUACUACUUUGUCUUUUCUUUUGUUUGCCUUUAUAGUAAUGAAAACUUUUUAUAUUAGUGUUUGGUACCAUUGAGAUACCUUAUUACUGGAAAUUAUGUUGGCUUCCAGUGGGGUAUAUCUGGAAGUGAUCAGUCCAACUAUGUCCUUUUGAUGUUAUCAUAUUAAUUUCAUUCUUUAUAUUGAUCUUUUCUUCCCUUUUAUGUAACACCUCUUUCUAGGAUGUCUGAUCUUCCCUUAAUCUCUUUGAUGUAGAUUAUAUUUUUUAUUCAACCAGUAAAUACUAGCCAGGAUUUUGAUGUGGCUUUGUGUUUGUGUACUUAAAUACAAUGCCUUCAGCAUUAUUAUAAGAGAUUUUUCUAGUUUUCUCCUUUGUCCUUUUUUAAAAAAGUAGCCAGUCCAGUCUCUGGAACUAUUAUUUACUGACUUUUGAAAUUCAAUCAAUUUUUAAUGCCUUCUUAUUUAAUGGCAGUAUUAUUUUCUCAUUUUGCAUAGUUUUCACACAAAUAUAUUAUUACAUAUAGUUUAUGGUUAAUUGCAUCUUAUAAAAAUUAUAAGCCCAUCACCAUGAAGUUAUAAAAAGCUCUGACAUAUACUCUAUCUUAAAAUUACCCAGUUUUCUCUAGGUCUUAAGGGCUUUACCUAUUUUAUUGAGAUGUCUAUUUCACGUGAUCUCUUGGAUUUUCUGAUGCCUUGUCAAGAAUUCAGUAAGAAUUCUCAGGUUGUCUGUACUUGGUCAUAGGACUUUGGAGAUCUUUCAAGUUGUAUUAAGUAUAUUCCUUGGUAGAAGUGAAAGUAAUGCUUUGUAUUUAGUCUUAUUUUAAACUCUGCUUUGAUCUUAAAUGCUUCAUAUGUUAUUGUGAGUUCUGUUAAGAAGUUAUAAGACCUAUUUUCAUAUGCUUCCCCGCCCCCCCCCCCGCCCCCCCGUCAGCUGCCUAUCAUAUGCCUUCUCUUUUCUGUCCUUGCCCAUAGGAGUAGCUGUAUCUCAUCACUCAGUUUUAAGGGCUACAAUUAGACCUCUUGAUAAUUCCUACUUUUAUCUCUGAUAGCUGUGUUUCACACUACUUAGUGUGCAUUUAACACUAAUGUCCUGUAAUAACUAUCAUGUUUGUGGUCCCUUUACCUAUACCACGUUAAUUACUGGGGCAACAAUGAUAUGAGUGAUUAGGGGGAAGCAUUUUCCAAGUCACAAAUUUCAGUUCCAUUUUUUUGAACAUACUUAAUUGUAUUAAACAUUCUGCGGUUAGGUGUGCAGUGCUUCCUUUUUUUGCCUUGGUUUGAGUAUAGUCAGUGUUUAAUUAGCCUUAUUUAGAUUCUUAGCAACAGUUGCAUGCAUGUUAGCCUUUGUCUAAUGGCUUAUAACAACUCCUGUUUACUUUCAGCAAAAAUAUAUUUUGAGAUUUUGAAAGCACCUUGAUAGCCUUAGGUCUAACAGUUGUUUUCCUGCAUGGGAAGCAAGUAUAGGAGAAAAUUUUCAUUUAUAGAGCUCACAUUUAGUACACUGUUAGAAAUUACAAGGCGUUCUUGAAGAAAUUCACCCUUAUUUUGCAUAUGAGAAAAUGAAACAUCAUUAAGCACAUUGCUCAAGUGAUGGAACCUAGCUUUGAAUAUUGACUAUUCCUCCAAAGUCUCAAUUCAGCAUUGUACUAGGCUGCCUCUUUGUGUUUUUCAAGGCUCAACUCAAGUUAUAACUUCUCUGAAAAGCUAAUUUGACAUAUACUAAUCUUUUUCUUCCCUUAAUUUUGUGUUUAUGGCUGUACUCUCAUCCCUUAGUACUUGGAUGUCUUAUAUUAACUAAUUCCUGGUCAUUUCACUUGUCAGAUCAGAAACCCUAACCUCUUAGUUUUUCCAUUGAGAUUUCACUGUGUGGUACUAAAAUUGUUCAUGAUGAAUGGUCAUUGGUUUGUUUCACAUAAUCCAUUUGUUUUCAGCACUUAUCAUUUUAGUCAAGGGUCUUUUUUUGCUUUUAUUUUUUUUUCUGCCUUUUGUGUUACAACUGUUUUGUUACAGAUACUUAAGUUUGGUGUGUAUGUGGGGUGGUUUUUUUUUUUUUUUUUUGGCUGGCAUCUUUAGGAUAUUGGCUAGGAAGGAAGGUGGAAUGGUGCAAAGCACAGGUAUGUAAAUUCUAAGACUUUGAUCUGAGUAUUAGCAAGUCACUUGUUUCCUGAGCCUCAGUUUUCCUACUCUCAAAUGAGGUAAUGCCUGGAAGUACUUUGAAAAUUCAAAAGCCCAGUAUAGAUUUCUUUUUUUUCAUAGGUGUGCUGUUUCUACGUAGAUAUAACUGUGGGAUGGUAUUGGAUAUAAAUACUGAUACAUUUUAUGAUGUAUAUUUAAUAGCAUGUAAUAGUUCAUGUCAUCAGAUCAUGUUCCCCUUGUUUACAGUUUUUUAAGGCUUAACCAUUAAGCUGUAUUACAAGUUCAUCAAUGCACUAGAUCAUUGAAAGGCAUAUUUAAAGUAAAAUAGUCUCUUAAGUGCAGGCUAAGAAAUGCUCAUGAUAAACAAUAAGAAAAAAUAAAAGAAUGUAGAAUGAAGAGCUAGGAUAUGUAGGUAUGUGUAUGAUUUUUGAUGGAUGCUGUUUUGUCACUUUGUGUCUAUGUUGGCAACAAUCUUCUAUCAUAGUUUUUAAUAACUGUAUGCAGGCAGGCACUGAGGAGGGUCUGGGGGAACUGAGAGUUAAUAAGAGAUGGUAUAUUCUCUUAAGAAAAAGAAAUACCAAUAUGAUGUAAUUGUCCUGUUUGGAGGAAUGCCUGCGAUGAAGUUGGAAUGGAAGAGAGGGCCAUCUAGAGGGAUCAAGGAAGCUUUUCUUACUUAGCAAAUAAUUUGAGCUGGGGUUUGCAUCAUGAUUAGAGAAGAGAUAGUUGGACCAGUGGAGAAUCAAAAGCCAGGCAUUGAGAUGAAUCAGUGUAUACAAAGGCAUGUGGAACAUUGUGUCUGGUUUCAGAACCUUAUGGAACAGCCUUUAUGCGGGACAGUUGGUGGAGAUUAAGCUGAAGAAAGGAUAAAUUACUCAUGGAAAUGUAUUGGUUCCCACCUAUUUGAAGUGUACCAAGUUUGUGUGGCCAUUAUUUGUGAGGUUAUAGAAGUAGUCUGUCUAGAGUUUGCUUUGUACCAUAGUCCCCUGUGGACAUCUAGAGCAAUUCUUUUUCCUUCCUGAACUGAGCCAAAGGAGGGCUUUCAGUUAGUGCACCUCUAGUCCCAGGCACAGCUUAAGCAGUGAAAAAGAACAGACACUGGUAGAGAACAACUUUGAAGAUGAACAAGAUGAUGACACUAAAGUGGAGUGUGACAGACCAUUAUGGGGACACAGUUGCAUAUUUCAGGACCUCCUAUUGGCAUUGUGUCCUCAGUGUAGCUAAAUGUGGCUGAUUUCCCUAUACCUUGGCUUACAGAUAAUUUGAGGGUAGACUUGGGGAAAAUGAAGUUAUUUAUAAAAAUGUUGCUUCAUUGGAAUUUGGAAGUGGUGUAUUGAAGAACAACCUCUAAACCUUGUGCCAGUGGUAUCUCCAGCAGCACCCAAAACACAUUUUGUCAACUUCCUGUUUGUUUUUUCUGUGAUUUGAGUUUCCUUUCUUGCUUUUGUUGCCACUUUCAUUCACCGUUUCUCUUUUCUCUUCCUAAUUCAUCUUUUUCUUCCUGUGCCAGAGGUAUAGCAGUGGCACUCAGGGUUAAAGUUAUAAUCCUCCCCUUGCAACUUCAGAGAUAUCUAAAAAUUCUCAAGUUCCAAAUAUGUUUUUGUUUUGUUUACAUUUGGGUUUUUUGUUUUUAUUUUGUUUUAGGUUUUGGGGGGGGGGUGCUUUGUUUUGUUUUUUUGUGUGGUCCUGUACUGAAAUAGAAUCAAAGUCAUUCUUCCUAGGAGGGGAUUUUUAUAAUUAUAGAUAUUGGCAAUUGACCCAAAAGACAUUACAGGAGGAAGAAUCUUACUUAACAGGUUUGGUGGUACUUGCCUUCUUAACCGAGUAAAGUACUUUACAGAAUGGGGUAUAUCUGUACGUUUUUAAGUUUGCCACAUAAAGCAGAUGUUCUGUGUACCUAGUAUUUGUAAACAGUAACCAGUUGUGGGUUGGGAAGAUGAUUGCUUUGUACAAAAGGGUUGUUUCCUGGUUCCAAAGCUUUGCUGCUGGAGAUGGUAAAUAAAUAUUGUACUGCUUUGCUGUGUUUAUCCCUUCUGCUCUCUCUGUAUUUGAAUAUAAAAUUAUUGAGAAAAACUA
Canis lupus familiaris (dog) is the source of this 10616-nucleotide messenger RNA. RefSeq names its product zinc finger protein 451 (gene ZNF451). The record is from RefSeq and is a predicted model, not a curated record. Lineage: Eukaryota; Metazoa; Chordata; Mammalia; Carnivora; Canidae. Gene Ontology annotation, molecular function: sequence-specific DNA binding; DNA-binding transcription factor activity, RNA polymerase II-specific. The coding region runs from base 119 to 1801 and encodes 560 amino acids. The transcript has 4 exons. Gene Ontology annotation, biological process: regulation of transcription by RNA polymerase II. Gene Ontology annotation, cellular component: nucleus.